UGGAGCUAUAAUCACUAAACUUCAAUAAUUCUUUAUACUGCAUGAGUGUUUGAAAACUCAAACACUCAAAUUUUAAGAAAAGCUUAGCUUUUCACUGUUCCAAAACAGUUGAUAUAGAAAAGGGAAAAAAGCAUCCAUAAAAAUAAAUAGUAACAUUAUACAUUAAAUAUAUGAGAAGAGAUCCUGUAAAACAGGAUGCAUAUAAAGAAAGAAAAUGUUUUACAAAACAGCACAGCACCAAACAAAUUCAUCCUCCUGGGUCUUUCUGAAGAGUUCCAUUUACAAAGCAUACUUUUCUCUAUUUUUCUGGGAAUUUACAUCAAUGCCUUGACCGGAAAUCUUUUAAUCAUUCUCCUUACAUUGGUUGAUCAAACCCUCCAUACACCCAUGUAUUUUUUUCUAAGGAAUCUAUCCUUCCUUGAGAUAUGUUUCACAUCAGCUAUUGUCCCCAAGAUGCUUGCCAAUUUCUGCUCAGGGAAUAAAUCCAUCUCCUUUAUGGGUUGUGCUCUGCAGAAUUAUUUUGCAUUGUUUUUGGGUGGAACAGAAUGUUUCCUCUUGGCCUCAAUGGCUUAUGAUCGUUACAUUGCCAUUUGCAAGCCUCUGCAUUACUCUGUCCUGAUGGGGCAAAAAAUUUAUACUAGCUUAGCUGUAGCCUCUUGGUUAAGUGGGUUUUUCAUGUCCUUUGGCCAUACAACUAUGGUCUUCACAAUGCCUUUUUGUAAUUCUAAUGUUAUCAAUCAUUAUUUUUGUGACAUCCCUCCAUUACUGAAAUUGGCUUGUGGGAACACGUUUAGAAUUGAAAUAACUGAUUUCAUAGUUGUAGUGAUUUUUGCAACUUUUCCUUUUCUUCUGAUUUUAAUGUCUUACUCUGGAAUCAUUGCUGCCAUUUCAAAGAUCUCGUCCUCUGAGGGCCGGAAAAAGACUUUCUCUACUUGCUCCUCACAUCUCAUUGUUGUGACCUUAUUCUUUGGUUCUGCUUGUAUUAAGUAUAUGAAACCCAAUUCCUCUUAUUUUCCAAAUACAGACAAAUACCUUUCCCUUUUUCAUACAAUCAUUAGCCCUGCUUUAAAUCCUGUCAUAUACAGUUUGAGGAACAAAGAAGUGAAAGGUGCCUUUAUGAGACUCUGGGAAAGAACAUCUUUGGAUUGAUUUAUUAGCGUGUAUUGUAAAAUCUGAACUGGUUGUGAGUUUCGUACCAUGUGAUUCCAGGAGUUCUAACAUUCUUUUAAUUCCUUCAAUGAAGAGGAAUGAACAGUUCACUUAGAUAUGAAAGAUCUCAAAUUAGAAAUCAUUAUUAUACAAACAAUGCCUAAAGUUUUGGUUAGCCUACUAAUACAGGUCAAUUGUUUAUUAUGGAAAUUUGAAAAAUUACAUAAAGAAAUAUGUAAAUCUACUUAAUCUUAUUCACUGUUUGAAGAAGAAACUACAGCCUACAAAGACUGAAAGAAUGAGGUCUUAUUUUUAUUGUGAUUAGCAAAAUUGCUAUUUCUGACCAACAGCCAAGUAUAGAUGUAAGUAGUUUUAAUACUACUAUCUAGUGAAAAUAGUGAGUGUUACAAAUAAUUUGAGAGGGAAACUACAGCUUGCAUAUUUACACUGAAAAAAAAACAGACAAAUUGGAGGAUACCAUAAUUUUAAUUUUAUUUCUUAAUUUUAUUUUUUAAUUUACUUAGAAUACCUUUCUCCAAAUCAUUUCUGAACCACUCAGCGACGACCUGUGGUGAUGAUAGUAAAUGUAAAAUUAUAGGUUACUUAAAGAUUCUGAAGAAUAUAUGAGCCUUUUACUGUGGGGAAUAUAUUGACAGAAUUUGAAAAACAUAUUAGUGAAAAUAAGAGCAGUGCAGUGGCCUAGAGGUGAAGACUCUCACCUCCCACUCAGAGGUUGAGAGUUCAAUCCUAGGCAGCAACAGUUGUUUCUCUAUCAGGGCACAAAAUAGAAAAUAUCUGUUGCAAACACCAGGUAGGCAUCUGGUGGGCAUCUGACCAGUAAAUGCUCAGCUCCAUUCAGUCAUCCUGAGCCCACCUCAACCCCAUCCUGAAGCAAGGGAUUACAGGAUCAUAAAAAAAAAAGUGAAAAUAAAUUUUAAAAAUCCCACAUCUUCAUGGAUUGGAGACAAAAGUUAGGUACAUUAGAAUAUUUGUUAAAUUAUCCUCUAUAUUUUGUAAAUAGUGAGUUUAUGAUUUAUUCCAUGCUUCUUUUUGAUCUAUUACACUGCCAGUUCUAUAACUAACACCUUACUCAAAACAAAAAUUUUUGCUUUGGCAACA
Molecule: messenger RNA, 2268 nt
Organism: Crotalus tigris (Tiger rattlesnake)
Lineage: Eukaryota; Metazoa; Chordata; Lepidosauria; Squamata; Viperidae
Product: olfactory receptor 10A2-like
Exons: 3
Coding region: 196-1149 (317 amino acids)
Biological process (GO): G protein-coupled receptor signaling pathway
Cellular component (GO): membrane
Molecular function (GO): olfactory receptor activity; G protein-coupled receptor activity
Source: RefSeq, a predicted model, not a curated record